CAAAACCUAAACUCGGGCUGAUACAGUUUCAGAUAACAAAACCUAAAUCCUUUGUAUGUAAGAUACAAAGAAAGCAAGUGAAGGAUGGACUACAAAUCCUUCAUAGGUAUGUAUAAUGCAUUCGUUUGAAUUCCAUAAAAUUCGAAUCACAAUGUUUAUAAUCUUCUAAGGUUUACGUCGAAUAUGUUUACUUUUCCUUCUAUAAUGGGUUCAGGAGGAGGGGGAUCAAUAUCUGAUAAUGAAGAUAUGAUACGAGACAUAGUCAGUAGACUUCCAGUGAAAUCGCUCAUGAGAUUCAAAAGUGUAUGUAAACAUUUCCAGUAUUUAAUUGAAGAAGAUGAAUAUUUGAUUGAUUUACAUUACAAACAAUCCAAAACACGUCCUGGUCUCAUCAUCAUUGUUCCUAGGUUUUAUCUUGCCACACCCAUGAAUGAUCGGGAUCCUUACAGUUUGAUACCCGUGUCUAGAUAUUAUGCGCUAUCCAAAGAGAUUUCUUUCUUGUCAGCUGACAUUGUUUUAGGCGAAAAUGGGAAUGCAACAGCAGCAAUUGUGCACACUUUCAGGAAUGCAAAGGAUGAUACAUUCAAGUGUACUCAGACAUCAUACUGGAGAGAUUAUCGUAUCCAGUAUAAUCAGAUUCUGAAACCCGUGAACGGUUUGAUAUGUUUCGUCUAUUGGAGCCUCAUGUACAUGAGUACGGUUACAUUUUUCUUAUACAAUGUUAGCACUCGGGAAAUAAUGAUUGUCAGAAAUUCGGCAUUCUACAGGGGAACAAGAAGAGAUAAGCAAUAUGAAUCGUGUCGUAUUGUGUGUACAUCUUUUGAACUUGGGUUCGAUCCUGUCACGAAGGAAUACAAAUUGAUUGCUGUGUUUACAGUGCGUAAAGAUAAACUGUGGUCCGGUAGUGCUGCUUAUACAGUUUGCGAGGCCUUGACUUUAGGAAAUAAUACUUGGAGAAAUGGUGUUCAAUUGUGCAAUUUCCCAAGUAGUUCCUUCAGCGUGAAUGGUUCAAUAUAUUGGCAUUGUACAACCAAGCUCUCUCAUAUAAAGCAUUCUGAUGGUUUUGAAUGGUACAAGGAUGAAGAAUGUCCAUCUAUAGUGAGUGGCAUUUGAUGUUGGGAAUGAAAAAUUCAGAGUUAUUCCAAUCCCUGGGUUCAUGCUUGAUAAGUCCUAUGCUGAAAAAGAAAAAGGUUUAUUGGCAGUGGAUGAGCGUUAGCUUAUUUCGGUAGAGAAAUCGUUUCAAGAAGAAGCGGAUAUGAAUAUCGUGGCAAUGAUAAGCUGUGGAUUUUCGACGAUCACCAUCAGAAAGAGAAUAAAACAGCGAGUAGUAACAUGAAUUGGACUGAAUCUUAUUACCUUCAGAUUGGAAAUCCUAUUUUGUCAAAUGUCAUGAUAUUGCAGGAUCAGACCAACUAAUCUUAACGUGUUAUAACUGCAGCGAGUUUGUAUCUAUUCAUUCGUAUAAUCGAAAAAAGACGACUUUUAGCAAGAUUGAAAUCAGUGGGAUCGGUUAUGUUCCGGUCAUUCUCUAUACAUACUUAUUUACAACUUUUGUGGAAAGCCUUUUCCAUGUCAAUAAGAAGAAGCAGCAGCAACAACAGUCGCCCCAUAAAUACCUUGAUGACAAAUCAAAGAAAUGAAAACCCACUUUCUCAAGAUUCAAGAUGCCAAAACAAAGGAUUCAAGAAGGCAAUAGAACGGUUAACAGGAUUUCUAUUGCUGCUUCGGUAUGUUCUUAUAUAGCUGCAAGUUUUCGUAUUUUUGUU
Molecule: messenger RNA, 1766 nt
Organism: Papaver somniferum (opium poppy)
Lineage: Eukaryota; Viridiplantae; Streptophyta; Magnoliopsida; Ranunculales; Papaveraceae
Exons: 2
Coding region: 184-1113 (309 amino acids)
Molecular function (GO): protein binding
Source: RefSeq, a predicted model, not a curated record